Messenger RNA from Bursaphelenchus okinawaensis, 3567 nucleotides. NCBI's taxonomy places the organism in Eukaryota, Metazoa, Nematoda, Chromadorea, Rhabditida, Aphelenchoididae. The record is from the annotation of a GenBank genome assembly.
AUGGUAAUACGAGUAUGUGUUAUCGGAGCUGGUGUUAGUGGCCUACCUUCGAUUAAAGCUUGCGUAGAAGAAGGCCUUGAUGUAGUAUGUUACGAAAGAACGUCCGACAUUGGUGGGCUAUGGAAUUAUCGACCGGAUUUACCUAAUGUAAGUCCCUUUUAAUAAAUAGCAGUAAUUUAUAUUGUGAUAACUAUAUCUGUCAUGAUAGCGUUGAUAUUGUAAUGAUCAACCUAAUUAUUUAAUUCCAGGACGGUGGAACGGUGAUGAAGUCUACGGUAGUAAACACAUCGAAGGAAAUGAUGUCAUACUCAGACUUUCCACCUCCAGAAGAAUACCCCAAUUUUAUGCAUCAUAGUUUGGUCAUGGACUACUACAGAGACUAUGCCAACAAGUUUAAUCUUUUGAAGCAUAUUCAGUUCAACACUGAUGUAAAACAGGUUUACCGUAAUACUAGUGGCAAAACAUGGACGGUUGAGUUGGCUGAUGGAAAGAAGGAACUUUUCGACCGGUUGAUGUUGUGUACUGGACAUCAUUCUAUUCCCCAGUAUCCGCAGUUCAAAGGUGAGGGUUUUGGGUACUAUAAAUUGUACGGGUAGUGUACUGUAAGGUACUAUAAAGUGGGGUAUUCAAGGGUAUUGUACUAUACGGCAAAGUAUUUUGGGACAAGGUACUACAGGGUAGGAUACUAUAAGGUUAUGUGUUAUAGGGUACUAAAAGUUAGUUUAGGGUACGGUACUGUAGGGCACAGUACAUUUCAUGAAAAUCUUGUUAUUAAAGUUCUUUGAACUAUAUUAACCAAUGCCCUUUCAGACUUCAACAAAUUCAAAGGUCGCGUGAUCCAUGCCAAAGAGUACCGCGACUUCAAGGGCUUUGAAGACAAGAACGUCUUCCUAGUAGGUAUAGGCAACUCAGCUCUAGAUAUAGCUGUCGAACUGACCAAAGUAGCCAAGAAGGUAACAAUCUCAACAAGACGAGGAUCAUGGAUAUUCAACAGAGUCGGACAAGCUGGUAUGCCGUAUGAUGUCGUCUUCCAAAGUCGGUUGUACUACUGGUUGAUGAGGAUUCUACCAUGGAGCGUAGCCAACGACUUCAUGGAGCAUCGCCUUCAACAACGAAUGGAUCAUGAUUUGUACGGCUUGAGGCCGGCCCACAGGUUCUUCCAACAGCAUCCAACUGUCAACGACUCUUUGGCAAACCUGUUGUGCACUGGACAGAUUGUUAUCACUGUAAGUUUUUUUUAUCAUGGUUAAUAUAGCUUCUGAUGAGAUAUUUAAGCCAACCUUUGUUUAAAAAACACAAGAUAUGUAUUGACAUAUCUAAAGAUAGUGUUAGAAACAUAUGUUAACGUUAAAGUAAGAAUAAAAUUGAAAAAAAGACGUUUUGUUACCUAAAAUAAUUUCAGGAAGAUGUAGAUUCCUUUGAAUCCAACGGAGUCAUUGUGAAGAAUGGAAGACGUUUCGAUGCUGAUGUUAUCAUCUUAUGCACGGGUUAUACCUUUGGCUUUCCAUAUUUGACGCCUAAAAAUAUUAUUCCAGUCAAUGUGAGUUUGAAACACGAUCUUUUGGGAUCUAUGGUAAUAUCUCGGCCUUGUAAUCUUUCUUUACCCUACUCUACGACCUUGUAAUAGCAUUUAUGUUAACUAAAACUCUAUUAGGUUGUUCAAAUAAGUCUGUGCCCCAUACGAUGAAAAUUUGAUAUGAAAGGGGCACAGAAUUAAUUGCACAAUUCAGUACAAAUUAAGGUGAAAGAAAAGAUGAACAACUUGGCGUUUGGUCCAAUUGGAGCUCUAGAAGAGGGAAAACAAGUUCCAAUAAAGCUAUCUUAUAUAAAUGUUUUCGUGGUGGGACCACAGAAAAUACUAUUACUUAACUUUUUUAAUACAUCUAAGUUGAAACCACAGAAAUGUCUUGUGUUACCUUUUUCUAGUAAUUCACAAACAAAGAAUGUUCUUUUGUUAUCUUUUUUAAUAAUUUUGUAAUAAUUUCUCUUACAGGACCAUGAAGUAGACUUGUACAAGUUCGUGUUCCCUCCAAAUGCUUCAGAUCUGGCUGUUAUUGGACUUAUUCAGCCAAUUGGAAGUUUGGCUCCAAUUUCGGAAAUUCAGGUACGUCUUCAAACCCAUAUUAUAUUUGACUGGUUUUCAAUACUAAUAUUAUACAUGAUUCUAACUGUUAAUAAUAAUGUUACGUUAGGCUUUAGCUUUCAAUGUCAAUAUUGUACAUACUUGGCUCUGGCUUUUAAUACUAAUAUUAUACUGGCCGUGAUUUUUUAAAUUUAGUUAAUCAACGGAUUCCUUUUAUAAGGCAACUUUAAAUUUGAAAUUUUAAAAGCAUAAUUAAUUUUAGGCCAGAUGGGUAGCUCGAGUAUAUGCAGGUAGAUGUUCAUUGCCUUCAACCUUUACUCGCAAAGCUGAUAUUGAGUACAAGAAGAAGCAGAUGCAACGUCGCUACUUUAAAAGCAACAAACACACAUUACAAGUCGAUUUUGUGCCAUAUAUGGAUGAGAUUGCUGAGGCUAUUGGAGCCAAACCUGAUCUUCAGCAGGUAAGAUUGUUUUGGUAUCUAAAGGGUUGUGGAGGGGAGGGGAAGGGUUUACAUUCGAUUAGGCUAUUAGGUUGUUCAAAUAAUUGUGUGCCUUCUAAUUUUGAGAAUUUGCUUUGAUAGGAGCUUAGAAUUAUUUGAACAACCAUAUAUAUUACAAAAUGAUGUAAUGGGGCUGAUUUUUUUUUAUUUGGAGAGGUUCUUACACUGUAAAACUGAUGGAAACCAAAUAUUUUUAAAAUUUUUUGUUAUAUUGUAUUUAAAAAAAGUCUUGUCACUUUUUAACACUGAAAACUGUGUCUGAAAACGACAAAACUUUUUUUUGUUUUUAUAUUAUUUAUAAAUCCUAACCUUAUUGUUUCAGAUCUUCUAUACAGACUUCCGAUUCUUUUUGCGAUUGUUUUUGGGCGGUAACUUGCCUUAUGUUUAUCGACUGGUCGGUCCGAACUCAUGGGAAGGAGCUCGACAAGCCGUUUGGGAAGCUCCAUUAAGAGUGAAGAAACCGUUGAAGAAUAGACAAUGCAAAACGAGGAGACACAAGAGACGAGGCACUUUGGUAAGGAUGAGUUUGGGUUUAUAAUAGGUACAAACUGGGCUUUCAAUGGUUAUAAUUUAGGUCUAAAUUGGCUAUAAAAUGGCCUUUAAAUGAUUAAAAAUUAUGUUUAAAAUAGAUAAAAGUACUGAUAAACAAUAUUAUCAUAGCUCUUUUUACUAAUGUUAAAGUUUAAAAUAGAAAAAAGAUAAACUUUUAGUCGUCGAGCUUAAUUUAAACCUUACUAUUACACUUUAAAUCCUAUUUUCAUCUAAUAUACAACCAUUUCAGGACGAAUACUUCCGCUACGUGUCAUGCAAAUGGAUUGCCUUCUACUCCGUUCUCAUUCUCUGUGCCGGCUUGUGGACGUUCUGUGCCGGUUCUGCUGCCAUAUCACCUUUAUCUUACUUUAUACAAGUGUUUAUUUUCAUAUUUAUAUUCUCCUUCAUGUUACUGUGGUUUGACCUGCAGUAUGAUAUGAGCACUAUAUUCUAA